ACGAAGCGAUUGUGGUCAAUGUCGCAGAUUCAAACCGAGUGCGAGGCUGACAAUACAACUUUUAACAGAGUUAACAUAUAUUUUUAUUUGCUGUCUUUUUCUUUUUUUUCCUUAUCCUUAAUGGAUCCUGAAAGUAUAAGUCCGCAAACAAGUAGGAUUAGCAGGGCAAAGAGGGUUUCUCUUGGGGUUGGUGGAGCUUUGGUGGAACUACCAGCGACUGAACGAGGUGGAUGGUCCAACCCCAUCGAGUUUGUUCUAUCCUGCAUCGGGUAUGCCGUUGGCAUCGGCAAUGUUUGGCGUUUCCCUUACCUCGUAUAUCGCAAUGGCGGUGGUGCCUUCCUCAUACCGUUCGUUCUAAUGUUGAUCACAAUGGGUUUACCAAUAUUCUUUCUGGAACUUGCCAUAGGACAAUACUCCGGUCUCGGUCCUAACGAGGCAUUUGCGCGUAUGGCGCCAGCUUUUCAAGGCCUCGGUUACUGCACUUUAGUCGUUAUUGGAUUUGUUAUAGUCUACUACAUGGUUAUCGUAGCUUGGUCCCUCUUCUACAUCUUUGCAUCGUUCUCUCCAAAUCUUGCUUGGGCUCAUUGUGAUAACUACUUUAAUACCGACAACUGUUACAGUGGCAUUCAAAAUCUCGAGUGUCAAAAUCAGAAUAACAUGACGAUAUUUUACAACAGAACUUGCAUGGCUAUUAACGAAGUUUGUCAAAAGUUCGACUAUAAAUUUGGAAAUAUCACUCAUUGUAUAAAAGAUGAUAACGUCAUUGCUCAUCGUCAUCUUUACAAAAGAGUACUAUCGUCUGAAGAAUAUUUCAGCGACUACGUUCUUGGUAUACGAGGAGCCAAGUGGGAAAACUUUGGUGGAAUAAGAUGGGAAUUACUUGGGUGUCUCACGCUCGCCUGGGCAAUCUGCUAUUUCUGUUUGAUACGAGGUGUCCAAUCCAUCGGGAAAAUCGUCUACUUCACCGCACUCUUUCCUUAUUUUGUUCUAUUGGCAUUAUUGAUACGAGGUGUCACGCUGGAAGGAGCCGGUGAAGGCUCUCUCUGGUACAUCACGCCCACCUGGUCGACAUUGAAAGACGCCAACGUAUGGGGAGAUGCAGCAUCGCAAAUCUUCUAUUCACUUGGCAUCGGUUGCGGAUCUCUGGUCACUCUUUCGAGCUAUAACUCUUUCACCAACAACUGUCACAGAGACGCCAUAUUCGUCAGUAUCACGAAUCUCUUUACAUCCAUUUUUGCGGGCUUCGUGAUCUUCUCCAUAUUGGGAUUCUUAGCCAAACAGAUGCAAAUGCCAAUAGAGGAGGUCGUCCAAAGCGGCACUGGAUUGGCUUUUAUCGCUUAUCCGGAAGCAGUCGUGAGAAUGCCUCUACCAAAUCUCUGGGCGAUUUUAUUUUUUGUCAUGCUUUUUAUCCUAGGUCUUGGUAGUCAAUUCGCAGGCGUGCAAGCGAUAAAUGCGGCCAUACUGGACGUACGUCCGGAUUUACGAAAGUACGAAAGCUACGUCAUAUUGGGAAUAUGUUUCUUUUGCUGGUUCCUUGGUAUACCAAUGAUUUUUGAUGGUGGAAUUUACCUGUUCACCUUGAUGGAUUGGAACACAGCUUCUUGGGCUAUACUAUUGAUCGGUUUCGCCGAGGUCGUUCUAGCAUCUUGGUGUUAUGGAUGUAACAAAUUCCUACGUAACAUUGGCGAAAUGCAAAUGAAGUUCGGUCGCUUUCUAUACAGCUAUUGGUGGCUCAGCUGGGUCGUCCUCGCGCCUAUCACCUGCUUGGGGGUCUUCGCGUAUCAAAUGUAUACCUACGAGUCGGCGAGAUAUGGUGAGUACGUCUUUCCUGGUUGGGCGAACACGAUUGGAAUACUGAUCGGAGUAUCUACCAUAGCACCAUUCCCGAUCUUUCUCUCCAUACAUCUUUGGAAGUUAUUGAGGGACAGCGAUUUAUUCUGGCCGACUGAAUCCUGGGGUCCAGCCAUCAAAAGGGACAAUUUGGAUACCAAUAGUAUCGUAACAGAGGUCGUCAAAUCUGGACAAAUACAUAACGGUUAAUUGCACGAAUGGAUCAACUAAUUUUAUAUUAAACGUUGUUAUCUUGUAAUUCUCAAAUAUUAGAAUUAAGAGCGCGGAACAACGGUACAACGUUCGUUAUUAAGAUGAAGAAAAUCUGCCUAGCAGAGCUCUCGGCAUAGUAAAUCUUAUUUCAUUACUUCUCGUUCUAUGUUAUAUUCCGGUAGGGAACGUUCCCGGUGGUGUAAUUAGCCCUACUAAAAUAAGCCGUUAUAUUAUAUUACAUAUGCGAUGAUAUAUUGUAUACAUAUACAUACCUAUAUAUAUCCAUAUAUAUAAUAUAUUCAUAUAUAUAUAUAUAUUUGUGUGGGUAUAUAUAUACAAUGUAUAUAAAUAUAUACGAACGGCAUCUCGUAGGAAUAGAUAUUACGCUAACUAUACUUAAUUAUACUGUUUCGUGCGUUGCGUCUUGUCAAGCUGCAUGUGUCUCAGGACCGGUGGGAGGACGACAAGUAUAAUCUGCUGCAGCAGAACUUUAACUCGAACUUCUUGAUCUGCCGAAAUGGAAGUUAUGCUUUGGCAAAGCAGAACAGGACUAUAGUUUCCUUUGUUUGUAUUUUCUUUUUUUUGUCUUUUUUUUUUGUAUAUCGUUCUUUAAACGAUUAACGUAAUCUUGAAAUAAACGAAAAGAGCUCGACGAUGUCUCAAACUCCGAAAAUAGAUAUUUACACUGUUACGAUUACGUUGUAAAUAAUUUGUAUCUUUUGUAAUAUCGUAAACAUAUAGAUAUGCAUGAUUAUGUUCAUUAAUUUUAUAAGUGUUCUCACCGAUCAUAACAAUAUCGAAUAAUAACAAAAAAGGAAAAAGAAAAAAGGGAAGAAGAAAAGAGAGAAAAAAAAAGAGUCUCGAUAAAAAAAAUUCUAUGACGCAAUAGCAGCAGCAGCAGCAGCAGCAUUUUCUCCAUCCCAUUUGUAAAGUACGAUUUCCGUUUGAAAUUAGGUUUGAAAGCUGAAACAUUAACGUUAACGAAUAAUCACGUUAAACGGUCAGAUCUCAAUAAAUGUGGUGAAAUAUUAAGCGAGUGCACUAGAGAGUGCUGACAAGAGAAACGCUAUAUUUGUCAUGCCGUAUCGACCGUUUUAACGAGAUGCAAAGGGUCGCGUGGUACUUUUAUUACAUUAUACACUCGACCAAUUCACCAUGCAAUUCCGUUCUAUAGUCAUCGUUGUCGUCGUCGUCGUCAACGUUGUAGUUGUUGUUAUUGUUGUUGUUAUUGUUACCAUUGCAUACUCGAUGAUAAACUUGUUAUCGGAUUGGUCGAUUUUCGAUUUGACGAAAUUUAAUAAUAAUCAUCAAUGAUGAAUUUGUACCUUUGUUAUAUUUUCAAAUGAAUGGAGAGACUGAAAUCAA
This is a messenger RNA of Vespula vulgaris, 3408 nucleotides long. RefSeq names its product sodium- and chloride-dependent glycine transporter 1-like. Bases 19 to 2040 code for a protein of 673 amino acids. The record is from RefSeq and is a predicted model, not a curated record. Gene Ontology annotation, cellular component: membrane. Gene Ontology annotation, molecular function: glycine transmembrane transporter activity. Gene Ontology annotation, biological process: sodium ion transmembrane transport. The transcript has 10 exons. NCBI's taxonomy places the organism in Eukaryota, Metazoa, Arthropoda, Insecta, Hymenoptera, Vespidae.